Molecule: messenger RNA, 632 nt
Organism: Drosophila serrata
Lineage: Eukaryota; Metazoa; Arthropoda; Insecta; Diptera; Drosophilidae
Source: RefSeq, a predicted model, not a curated record
UAUUCAGAAGUUAAAAAUCAUAGUGGCUUUUGUCUAAAAUUUUCCGGCAUUCCCAACUUUCCAAACUUCUUAUGAAUAUAUUUUUUAAGCUUUAACAAAUUCUGUACCAAAUUCUCAAUGUUGGGGCCGGAGGUAUUGGACGAGCAGUUUGAAUGCCUGCGUCGCAUUGCAUUGGCCAUUUGUCAGACCCUCGGAAGGCCUAAGGAUCGUGAGAUCUGCCGGAGUACCCUCGACGAGAUGGCCAAGUUCAAUAAGGCGGCAUCGAUCAAGGCCAAGGAGAAUGUGCACAAGUUCAUGGUCUUCUAUCUGAAAGUGCUAAGAUGGACUCAAAAGAAUCAACCGAUUACUAUAUACGAGAAAUGGUACGGCAAGCACUCUGGUAAUGAUUCGUCUUAUCUGGGCGACUCUGAAGAAAUGCGUUGGUUGCAGGAGGGAUCAUCAUUCUUUGCCAUGAAAACUUUUGAAGAUGGAUCCACUAUGGUUUAUACCGCAGUUGCCAAGGAUCCGAAGGCUGGUUGGGCGGAAUUCGGUCUUAAGUCUCUGAUGGAUAUGCAGUACGGUUGUAAAAAAUAAUCUUGUGGAAAAACUCUACAUAGAGGAAUAUAUUUCGGCCGUGGGUGCAUUGCUCGAGA